GGUUUAUUCCACUUUGAAAACGUGUCGUACGUCGAAAGAGGGACAGACGUGCGAUUGAGACGAGAUCUGACGAAGAAAACUCCGGGGAAGACGUCUGUUGGGAGGCACUUGGGUUGUCCAUAUCAACCGGCAAACGUUCGCGUAAAACUCGUCAGAUAAAAUGUUGACAAAGUGUUUUUUACUUUGCCUUUUGGCCCUUGGGGCUUAUGCAGGUGAGGAGGAUGUUCUUGAUCUCGGGGAUGACGAUUUCACCAGUAAACUCGAUCAACAUGAGAACACACUUGUUAUGUUUUAUGCACCCUGGUGUGGCCAUUGCAAGAGACUCAAGCCGGAGUACGCUAAAGCUGCGGAACUCCUCAGGGGUAAUGAUCCUCCAAUCACUCUGGCCAAGGUUGACUGCACCGAAGCAGGCAAAGACACCUGCACCAAGUUCGGAGUCAGUGGUUAUCCGACCUUGAAGAUUUUCUCCAGGUCCGAGAUGGUCAGCGAGUACAAUGGGCCCAGGGAAGCUCCAGGAAUCGUCAAGUUCAUGCAGUCUCAAGUUGGACCAGCAUCGAAGGAACUGAAAGGUGACGACUGUCACAAGGCCUUCCUCACAACCGACGAAGUGAGUUUAAUCGGUUACUUCGAGAAGGAGAGCUCUGCCCUGAGCACCGCGUUCCAGGCCGUGGCGAAGAAGCUCCGAGAGAAGGUCCGCUUUGCCCACACCUACGCAAAAUCCCUCAUCGAAAAAGAGGGUCUCACCGAUCACAUUGUUCUCUACCGUCCAAAGGCCCUCCAAAACAAAUUCGAGCCGAACACUGUCAAAUUCGAGGGCAAAGACUCGAUCGCAGACAUCAACGAUUUUAUCGCGAAGAAUUACUUUGGUCUAGUGGGUGUACGCACCCGCGAUAAUGCUGGACAGUUUGAAAAUCCUCUCGUCGUUGCUUAUUACGCGGUCGACUACGUUAAGAACCCGAAGGGCACCAAUUACUGGAGGAAUCGAGUAAUUAAAAUUGGAAAAGAAUUCCCAGAGGUGAACUUUGCUAUUUCCAAUAAGGAUGACUUCCAGCACGAAUUAAACGACUUUGGAAUAGAGUUCGCAAAGGGUGAGAAACCAGUUGUGUUGGCCCGUGAUGCCAAAAACCAGAAAUUCAUACUCAAGGAUGAAUUCUCGGUUGAAUCGUUGGAAAAAUUCGUGAAGGACUUUGUGGCUGGAAAAUUGGAGCCAUUCCUCAAGUCUGAACCUAUCCCAGAAGAUAAUUCUGGAAAUGUCAAGGUUGCUGUUGCUAAAAACUUCGAGGAACUCAUUUCAAACGCCGACUCUGACAUUCUCAUCGAGUUCUACGCUCCAUGGUGCGGUCACUGCAAGAAAUUGGCACCAAUCUUCGAUGAAUUGGGUGACAAACUUGCUAAGGAGGACGUUAUCAUUGCCAAGAUGGAUGCCACUGCGAAUGAUGUACCUCCACAAUUCGAGGUUCGAGGUUUUCCAACAUUAUUCUGGAUCCCCAAGAAUUCCAAGGACUCGCCGGUGAAGUACGAGGGUGGCAGAGAACUCGAGGACUUUGUCAAGUACAUCGCCAAACAUUCGACUGAAUCCCUCAAGGGAUACGAUCGCAAGGGCAAUCCUGUCAAGACUCCAAGUGAUGAGUUGUAAAAAUCAUCGUGCUCUUCGUUCAAACAUUCAAUAAUUUCUCCUUUUUUUAAAACUCAUUUACCGGAAGUUUUAUCUAAUGAAUAUAUGCCAAAUUUGAUUGCCUUCUGAGUGACAUUUCACUCCACUCCGAUCCCCCACUUUCCAUUUCAUUGCCAGAGGUUGAAUAAUUAAUACCGUUAUCCCAGGAAUAAACUCGACAAGCACAAGACGAUUGAGAUGUGUAAUUAUGGUUGUGUCAAAGGAGAUUUGAGUACUCUGCUGUGGACGGAGAUUAUGUUCCAUUCCGGUAUACAUUUGUCGAUUUAAGUAAGAAUAGAUUUAAGAAAGUAUGAAUUUCGUUUAUACGAACAUGAAUAAAUGGGCGGAAGUAAUUUUUUUA
Messenger RNA from Fopius arisanus, 2015 nucleotides. It is a transcript of the gene ERp60, whose product is annotated as disulfide-isomerase A3. Gene Ontology annotation, cellular component: endoplasmic reticulum. Lineage: Eukaryota; Metazoa; Arthropoda; Insecta; Hymenoptera; Braconidae. The transcript is spliced from 3 exons. Gene Ontology annotation, biological process: protein folding; response to endoplasmic reticulum stress. Bases 161 to 1636 code for a protein of 491 amino acids. The record is from RefSeq and is a predicted model, not a curated record. Gene Ontology annotation, molecular function: protein disulfide isomerase activity.